Messenger RNA from Ochotona princeps (American pika), 1956 nucleotides. It is a transcript of the gene ABCD4, whose product is annotated as ATP binding cassette subfamily D member 4. Gene Ontology annotation, cellular component: peroxisomal membrane. Gene Ontology annotation, biological process: long-chain fatty acid import into peroxisome; very long-chain fatty acid catabolic process; peroxisome organization. Gene Ontology annotation, molecular function: ATP binding; long-chain fatty acid transmembrane transporter activity; ABC-type transporter activity. The coding region runs from base 93 to 1913 and encodes 606 amino acids. The transcript is spliced from 19 exons. Lineage: Eukaryota; Metazoa; Chordata; Mammalia; Lagomorpha; Ochotonidae. The record is from RefSeq and is a predicted model, not a curated record.
CCUCCCUUCCCCGGCGGAACGCGAGCCGCUCGGACUCUGCCCGGAGCCGAACUGGGGCGGCCGCUUCUCCGUCGGCUGCAGCAGUAGGGGUCAUGGCGGCCCCCGGGCCCGCGCCCAAGGCAGGCGCCAGGCCCAGAUUAGACCUGCGGUUCCUCCAGCGAUUUCUGAAGAUUCAGGAGGUUCUGUUUCCCUCGUGGUCAUCACAGAACGUCUUGAUGUUCCUCACCCUCCUGAUGGUGGCUCUCCUGGAACAACUGGUGAUCUACCGGGUGGGCCUGAUUCCCAGUCAGUACUAUGGGGUCCUGGGAAACAAAGACCUGGAUGGGUUCAAGGCCCUGACGUUCCUAGCCGUGGUGCUCAUCGUGGUCAACUCCACGCUGAAGAGCCUUGACCAGUUCACCUGCAACCUGCUGUAUGUGAGCUGGAGGAGGGACCUCACCGAGCAUCUGCACCGCCUCUACUUCCAGGGCCGCGUGUACUACACCCUGAACGUGCUGCGGGAUGACAUCGAUAACCCGGACCAGCGCAUCAGCCAGGACGUGGAGCGAUUCUGCCGGCAGCUCAGCAGCAUGGCCAGCCAGCUCAUCAUCUCCCCCUUCACACUCAUCUACUACACCUACCAGUGCUUCCGGAGCACAGGCUGGCUUGGGCCCGUGAGCAUCUUCGGGUAUUUCAUCCUGGGAACCAUGGUGAACAAAACACUGAUGGGGCCUAUUGUGACGAAGCUGGUGCAGCAAGAGAAGCUGGAGGGGGAUUUCCGGUUCAAACACAUGCAGAUUCGGGUGAAUGCUGAGGCUGCUGCUUUCUACCGAGCUGGACAGGUGGAGCACAUGAGGACCGACCGCCGGCUACAGAGGCUGCUGCAGACCCAGAGGGAGCUGAUGGCCAAGGAGCUAUGGCUAUACAUUGGUGUUAACACCUUCGACUACCUGGGCAGCAUCCUGAGUUACGUGGUCAUCGCAAUCCCCAUCUUCAGUGGAGUCUUUGGAGACUUGACCCCAACAGAGCUCAGUGCUCUGGUUAGCAAGAACGCCUUUGUGUGCAUCUACCUCAUCAGCUGUUUCACCCGGCUCAUCGACCUGUCCACCACACUCUCUGACGUGGCUGGGUACACACACAGGAUUGGGGAGCUUCAGGAGACCCUGCUGGACAUGUCCUCCAAGUCGCAGGACUGUGAGACUUUGGGCAACAGUGAAUGGGACUUAGACAAGAUCCCAGGGUGGCCAGCAGCAGAGCCCGCCGACGCAGCCUUCCUUCUGGAGCGGGCCUGCAUCUCAGCCCCCUCCUCUGACAAGCCACUCAUCAAGGACCUGACCUUGAAGAUCUGCGAGGGCCAGAGCCUGCUCAUCACAGGCAACACGGGCACGGGCAAGACCUCCCUGCUGCGGGUGCUGGGUGGCCUGUGGGCCAGCACACGGGGCUCAGUACAGAUGCUCACAGACUUCGGGCCCCAUGGGGUGCUAUUCCUGCCACAGAAACCCUUCUUCACUGACGGAACCCUCCGCGAGCAGGUGAUUUACCCCCUAAAGGAGAUCUACCCAGACUCAGGUUCUACUGAUGAUGAGAGGAUCAUGAGGUUCUUGGACUUGGCAGGUCUGUCCAGCUUGGUGACCAGGACAGAGGGUCUGGACCAGCAGGUGGAUUGGAACUGGUACGACGUCCUGUCCCCAGGGGAGAUGCAGAGGCUGUCCUUCACCCGGCUUUUCUACCUGCAGCCCAAGUAUGCAGUGCUUGAUGAAGCCACCAGCGCACUGACCGAGGAGGUGGAGGCUGAGCUGUACCGCAUCGGCCAGCAGCUGGGCAUGACCUUCAUCAGCGUGGGGCAUCGGCGCAGCCUAGAGAAGUUUCACUCUUUGGUUCUGAAACUCUGCGGAGGAGGAAGAUGGGAGCUGAGCAGACUUAAGGGGGAGUGAGGUUGAACAUGUGAACGGCCACCAGAACCACCAGGCCCCUGGG